UUACGAUAUAAAGCACUUCAUUUGUCGAUUGUUUGAUAACCAAUGACUGCGUUCAACAGAAGAAGCUACUUUGCAAUUAUAAAAUUCGUGAAUCUGAUUGGCGUAUGUUGGCUAGAUUAAGCCAAAAUUAAAAGUACGCCAAUCAUAUUCACGAUUUUAUAACAGUCGCAUAGCUUUAUCUGCUAGACGCAGCCAAUCAAGAUAGUAAAUUCAAAGACGUCAUUGUUGUUCAAUCAAAUAAUUCAAAUUUAGAAAAUAACGGUAAAAAGCAACCGUCGUCAACUGUCCACUUUCAUCGACUGUGUUUUUCGUGAUCGAAAAUGUCGAUUUCUUUGAAAGCUAUUACGCUUUUCAAUUUCAAGUCAUUUAGAGGCAAAGUAGUAAUUGAUCAUUUCCAUCCUUUUACAGCUAUUAUUGGUCCGAAUGGAUCCGGAAAAUCAAAUAUUAUGGAUGCUAUAAGUUUUGUAUUAGGCGAAACAUUAAGUAUUUUGCGUGUUAAACAUCUCAAUGAACUUGUACAUGGAGCUUUCAUUGGAGAGCCAGCAGCAGAAGGUGCUUAUGUAACCAUAAUUUUAAUGAAAGAUCAAAUAGAAAAAAGUUAUACAAGAACAAUACAAGGAAAAGACAAUCAGUACAAAAUAGAUAACAAGAUUGUUACUAGAGACAUUUAUAUGUCUGAAUUGAAAGUAUUCGGUUUAGAUAUAAAAGCAGGAAACUUUUUAAUGCCGCAAGGCUGUAUUCAAUAUUUUGCAACAACAAAUAUGUCAAAAGAACUGACUAUUAUGUUUGAAGAAAUUAGUGGGUCUAAUGUAUACAAAGCAGAAUAUAAUCGAUUACGAUUAGAAUUGUUGAAAGAAAAUCAGGAUGUACAGUUUGCAUAUCAGAUAAAAAAGACACAAUUACGACAGAAGAAAUCUGCUAUGAUAGAAAAAACAGAAGCAGAAAAAUAUUUGCAGCUGCAAAAACAAUAUAUGAAAGAAAAAUUUAAAUUUCAAUUAAUUCAGUUGAUUUUCAUAAAAAAAGUAGUCAAAUCUUUAGAAACCGAGCAAAAGGAAAUUAAACUGCAUAUGGCAGAGAAUUUGCAGAAUAAACAAAUUAAGAUAAAUUUGUUAAACCGUACUAAAUUAGAAGUUAAGUCAUUAUUUGAAUUAUUGAAUAAAACUGAAGAAAGCAUCUUAAAACUUGAAAAUGAUAUUCAAAGAGAAAAAAUAAAACAUGUUGAUAUUGAGAGUAACACUUUGUAUUGGCAAAAAAAACUUGAGAAUGCUCGUGCAUCUUUGGAUAGUGUGAAUAAUGCGCAUAACAUUCAUAAAAAUACUGUUGAAGAAUUAAAAAAUGAAUUAGAAAUAAUAACCAAGAAAUUAACGGAGUUAUCAUCGGAAGAUGACAUUGUAGAACUUCACAACUCUCAGGUUAAUGAUUAUAUGAUUUUAAAGACUGAAGCUGAGAGUCAAGCAAAAGACUUUAUAAAUAAUAUAAAUAAUUUAAUGCAUGAUCAACAAGUUGAUCAAUAUGAUCUCGAUAAUCAAAAUAGAUCUAAAAUGGAAUUAGAAAGUAAAAUAAAGAUUGAAACAUUAGGAAAGGAACAACUCGAAACGCAAGUUCAAAAACUACAAACAUUAAAUGAUCUCUUUAAAUUAAGAUUAGUGGAAAAAAAAGAGGAAAAGCAAAAAAUAGAGAAAGAAAUUAGGGAAACAGAAGAGAAAUCGUUAAAGUUAAUAAGCGAUAUUGCAAAAAUUUCGUAUGAAAGUGCCGAAGUUUUACAACAAGAGAAAAAAGCUAAUAUAAUAAAAAAUUUAAAAGAAUGUUUUCCUGGCGUGCACGAUCGCUUAUUUAAUCUUUGCAAGCCUACGGAUUCACGUUAUAAUGUUGCGAUAACUAAAGUUUUUGGUAAAAAUAUGAAUGCAAUUGUAGUUGAUACUAAAUAUACAGCAAAACAAUGCAUUUAUUUUUUAAAGAGGCAUAAAAUAGGUGUUGAAACAUUUUUACCGCUUGAUUCAAUAAAAACGGAACCUAUAAACGAUAGAUUACGUACUAAAUUAGAACAAACAAAUUGUAAAUUAUUAUAUGACGUACUAGAGCCAUCUCUGCAAAUACAGAAGGCAGUUUUAUAUGCUGCUAGAAAUACUAUAGUUUGUGAGACUGCAGAAGAUGCAAGGAAAAAAGCAUUCCAAAGUGAUGGCAAUUAUGAUUGUGUAUCAUUAGAUGGAUGUUAUUUUCAAAGAAAUGGUUUUAUAUCUGGAGGAUUAACUGAUCUUAUUGCAAAAGCAAAACAAUGGGAAAAUUCAUUUGUAUUAAACAAACGAAAGGGACAAUUAAAGCAAGAAUUAAAAAAUCUACCUCAAAUUUCUUGUCUGCAAUCUAAUUUUGAUACAAUUAAUAAGAAUAUAAAUCGACUUACUGCUAAAAAUAAAGUCAUAGAAAAAGACUUAAAAGACAUUAUCGAAGAAAUUAAGAUACAUAAAGUAAAUUUAAACGAUCUUCAAAAGGAACUAAGUUCACAAGAUGUAUAUAAAAUUUUAAGAUGGAAGCGCGCUAUAGAGGAAGCUAAUGUAGAAUAUAAAAAAGCCUAUAAUAAAGAACAAGAUAUAAAAACUAAUGUAGAACAGAUUGAAAUAAGACUAUUGAAAAUAAAGGAUGAUUAUAAAACUAAAAUAGAAAUAUUGGAAAAUAUAAAAACAGAAUUGGAUGAUCAUAGAUCACAAAUUGGCAUUGUUUCAAAGUUAUAUUUAGAAAAUCAGAAGGCAUACAUGCUUAUACGGACGAAAAUAAAACAACAGAAACAAAAAUGUGAAGAUAUACUUAGAGAAUGCAAGCUGGAAGGAAUUAUUAUUCCAACGUUAUCAGAGAUAUCGUACGAUGUAAGCAGUUCAAACUCGAAUAUAAGCACAGAAUCGAAUGUUUGGGAAGUAAUGAUGAACAUUGAUUUCUCACAAAUUUCCAAUCAUAUUUAUAGUAAUACAACAGACUUGCAAAAUAUUAUUGAACAAUCUAAGAUAAAGCUUACAGAGAUUCAAAAUGAAUAUAAGGCUUUGCGAAAACCAGAUCUUAAGGCUGAUACAAAAGUCGACUUGAUAAUACAACAGAUAAAAGAAACAAAUGAAAAACAUCAAGAGCUGCGUACAAAAUUUAAUAAUACAAAUAAACAAUUUGAGAUUGUUAAAGCAAAAAGACAUAAAUUAUUUUCAAAUUGUCUGGAACACAUUACUGAAGACAUAGAUUCUAUAUACAAAAAUUUGACUAAUGAUAAGUCGGCUCAAGCAUUAAUCAUAUUAGAAAAUCCUGAAGAGCCGUAUAUGAGCGGUAUAAAUUACAGUUGCAUACCGCCAUCUAAACGUUGUCAACCACUACAGUAUUUAUCUGAUGGGGAAAAAACAAUCGCUAAUUUGGCGUUUCGAUUUGCAAUGCUGCGUUAUAAACCAACAUUUUUUAUUAUGGAUGAAGCUGAUGCAGCAUUAGAUAAGUCAAAUAUUAAAAAGCUUGUUAACUACAUGCGAUCUCAAAUGAAGAAUAUGCAAGCUAUCGCAAUAACUUUAAACACAAAUUUAUCAUUUCAUGCCAACAUACUUAUAGGAGUUACCACUCAACCUAAGACGGCGUGCACUGAGAGUAUGAUAUUCACUGUGUCAUUAUGAAGACAAUAUUGAAAAUACAACAAAAU
Messenger RNA from Camponotus floridanus (Florida carpenter ant), 3661 nucleotides. Its product is annotated as structural maintenance of chromosomes protein 1A. Lineage: Eukaryota; Metazoa; Arthropoda; Insecta; Hymenoptera; Formicidae. The transcript has 18 exons. Gene Ontology annotation, cellular component: cohesin complex; nucleus; chromosome. Bases 321 to 3635 code for a protein of 1104 amino acids. Gene Ontology annotation, molecular function: ATP hydrolysis activity; protein binding; ATP binding. Gene Ontology annotation, biological process: sister chromatid cohesion. The record is from RefSeq and is a predicted model, not a curated record.